This is a messenger RNA of Haemonchus placei, 951 nucleotides long. NCBI's taxonomy places the organism in Eukaryota, Metazoa, Nematoda, Chromadorea, Rhabditida, Trichostrongylidae. The record is from the annotation of a GenBank genome assembly.
AUGGAGCCAAGCAGCAUGGACUUCGAGCAUCGUAUCAAAGCCUAUCGCUUCGUUGCCUAUACGACUGUCGCCUUUUCUGUGGUCGCCGUGCUUUCAGUAUGCAUCACUCUACCAAUUCUUCACAACUACGUCCAUCAUGUGAAGAGGAUCAUGCAUAACGAACUCAACUCCUGCACGGUAUCCUCCAAAGACAUUUGGAGUGAAGUGAAGUACCUCAAAGACAUGCAAGCAGGAAACAGAACCGCUCGUCAGGUUCUGUAUGGUGAAGCCGGCGUUGUGCAGGUACAACCUAGUGCUAAAACCCACGAAGGAUACGUAGACGGUGGCAGUCAUGGCAGUCAAGGUAGUCACUGUGAUUCAUGCUGUGUUCCAGGAGCCGCAGGACCUGCUGGAACUCCUGGUCAGCCUGGUCGUCCAGGAAAACCUGGAGCACCUGGACUCCCAGGAAACCCAGGACGACCGCCAGUUCAGCCUUGCAAUCCGGUUACUCCUCCUCCAUGCAAACCUUGUCCCCAAGGACCUCCCGGACCUCCCGGACCAAAAGGACCUCCUGGGGACGCUGGACGGGACGGACAACCUGGUGCUCCCGGCAAUGACGCUCAGCCUGGUCCUUCUGGGCCAAAGGGAUCACUUGGACCCAGUGGUAACCCUGGUUCUCCUGGUGCGCCAGGACAGGCCGGCUCUCCCGCUGUUUCUACGCCUCUCGUUCCUGGAGAGCCUGGGCCAGCAGGAAGCCCAGGACCUCAGGGACCACCAGGACCGAGUGGACAUUUUUCAGGCCAACCAGGACCCAAGGGAGACAGAGGACCAGAUGGACAGCCUGGAGCUAACGGAAACCCUGGUACUCCCGGAGAGGCUGGACCAAAAGGAGUUGCUGGAGAACCCGGAAUCUGUCCCAAAUACUGUGCACUCGACGGCGGAAUUUUCUUUGAAGAUGGAACUCGGCGGUGA